UAGGCAUUAGUGGUGGGCCACUUUGGAUUCUACAGUUGUGGCUUUACUCUUAUUUUCCAGCACUUGCUCCUGUUUCAUCUACUAUACCAGCUCGAAAUCUGCUCACUUAUGGCUUUAUGUUCAAAAAUGUCGCAGAGAACAAGAGAAGUUUUGAGGAGUGCUUCAGAUUUUUUGCUUCUCUUUCUAUUGACAGAUCUGAUGCAGAUUUCGUUGUGUUUCUAAGCAGAUCUCAUGGCCCUUCAUGGUACAAGGCCAAUGUCAAAUCUUCAGACUUCAAGGCAUUUUUGUUUGUUUGUGUGACCUCCCGGGAUUUGUUUGUUGGCUGUAGUUUGAAUACUCUCAAUUCCAGAUGUGGCAUGGAGCUUUAUGCACCGAACCAAUUCUGUCGGCAGCUUGGGUACUGCCAAGACAUACCAUUCCCGCCACUAUUCUCCUUCAACCACAGCUAUCCUCUUUAAUUUAUGAUUGGGGAAUCAAACAUUUUGAUCGCCAAGCUUGCUGAAAUCACAAAAACUUUGCAGACAAUGAUCUUGCCAGAUCCUCCAUUUCGACCGAGUUGUACUCCCUCCUAUAGAAAUUGGUGGCAAGACUACUUCCAUCCUCGGUUCCUCAGUGUUCUGGACAAUAUUUCUGCUUUGGCUCCUCGACCACUCACCAAAAAAUUUGAAGAAAAGGAUGUUGCAGAUGAAGGUGAUGACCUGGAAUCUGCCAUGGUUGUCCAGAUCAGCAAGCUAGAUCUGCUAAGGAGAGCUCCUAGAACUCAAGUCAAGAGGAAAAUUACCACUCUUACAGAUUCCAUGGAGGAAAAUACUCCCUCCAAGCAGCGAAGAACCAGAAGUAUCAAGAGGCCAACAGUGAAACCAUCUGCAGCCAAGAAACUCAUCAAGUCUGCCUCUCCCUCAGUGUCCACUUCUGCCAUGGAAACCGAGACUCAACCUAAUAAAACAAAAGAUGUUUCCCUUGAACUUGCUGCCAUAGCAGAUCCUGUUGAAGUAUAUCUGUUGAAAGUGGUGAAAGCAAUUCUGGCUCCUCUCGUACAAAAUCUAGCGAUGGUUCUUCACCAGCCACAAAGGUUAGAGGUUCUAGAUUCUCUUCACGCAUAGCGAACAAAAGCUUUAAAACAGUUAGACCAAAUGAACUCAUCGAUCUAAACCCAAACAAAGAGAAUACCCCUACACCUGUAGCCUCUCCUGUUAGGCAGGUUGAUGUUGAUGACAUUGAGGUUGUUUCAUUGUUUUGAAAUCUACUUAGAUCUUGAAAUCUGUUACUGUAUCUGCUAGUUGCUAUUUUUUGUUCUUUUGUCUUUAAAUUUUGUAGAGUGUUGCUGCUAAUGUGUCCAUGAUUGAUGGUGAUUUGGAGAAUGAACUUCUUGCCCAGCU
Messenger RNA from Rubroshorea leprosula, 1379 nucleotides. The record is from the annotation of a GenBank genome assembly. Lineage: Eukaryota; Viridiplantae; Streptophyta; Magnoliopsida; Malvales; Dipterocarpaceae.